UCUUUGCCAAAGGCAAACGUUGAGCAUUUCAGAGCCAUGAGGGUGCUUCUGCAUCUGAGUUUGCUAGCUCUUGGAGCUGCCUACGUUUGUGCCAUUCCCACAGAAAGUCCCAUGAGUACACUGGUGAAAGAGACCUUGGCACUGCUUUCCACCCAUCGAGCUCUGCUGAUAGACAAUGAGACUCUGAGGAUUCCUGUUCCUGUACAUAAACAUCACGAAUUAUGCACUGAAGAAAUCUUUCAGGGAAUAGACACACUGAAGAAUCAAACUGAACAAGAGAAUGCUGUAGAAAAACUAUUCCAAAAUUUAUCUGCAAUUAAAAAUUACAUUGACCUCCAAAAAAAAAAGUGUGGAGAAGAAAGACGGAGAGUAAAGCAAUUCAUAGACUACCUGCAAGAGUUUCUUGGUGUGAUAAACACCGAAUGGACAAUAGAACGUUGAGAUGAAACUGGUUUAUUGUAGCCAAAGAGUUUGGAGGAGGAGGACGUCUUAUUGCAAAGAGAAUGAAGGCCAACAAAGGGUGGGAACUUAAUUUUCAGUGUAAUGAAACCUCAGAGGCAAAGUCAACAUUUUAGGCAUACUGAUACUUCAUCUCACCAAGCAGAAUGCAUAAAAUAUUUGAGAUACAGUUCAGAUAUCAGAAUCAUUGAAGUAUUUUCCUCCAGUUUGUUCCAGUCAAAAUUGAUAUAUGCAUUUUUCUUAUUUAACGUAACAUUCUGUAAAAUGUCUGUUAACUUAAUAUUAUUUAUGAAAUAAUUAAUAAUUUGAUAAGUUAAUAUUUAUUUGAUUUUAUGUUGCGUUCCAAUAAAACAAAAAUAGACAACCGU
Carlito syrichta (Philippine tarsier) is the source of this 827-nucleotide messenger RNA. RefSeq names its product interleukin 5 (gene IL5). Gene Ontology annotation, biological process: immune response. Gene Ontology annotation, molecular function: interleukin-5 receptor binding; growth factor activity. The transcript is spliced from 4 exons. Lineage: Eukaryota; Metazoa; Chordata; Mammalia; Primates; Tarsiidae. Gene Ontology annotation, cellular component: extracellular region. The record is from RefSeq and is a predicted model, not a curated record. Bases 37 to 441 code for a protein of 134 amino acids.